AUGCUAGCUCAGUAGGUUAGGGAGUGGCUCACAUUGGCAGUCUUGAUCAUGAUGAAGUUACUUGUGAUAGUUGUAUCUCUUUUCCUUACGUUUGCUGCUUCUCAACAUUGUCCUCUACCAACUAUAGCAGAGAUAGAGGCUGUUUUGCCUCCUUUACUAAUCAUUUCUGAUGGUACUCAGUCUUACUCUCCUAAUGUAACUGAGGGAUCAGUUCAAUAUGUCUGUCAAGCCCAAGGGGACACUAUCAAUACUUAUGAAGGCAUAGCUCUUAUAGCUACAUUCACUCCUAACCCAGGAGAACCUGAACAAACUAGGAUACUUGAUAUGGAGUGUAGCAGUGGUACAUGGAGUGGAAGGACUGGUAGUUUGGAUCCUCCUCCUGCCAGUGUUGUUGGUGCUCCUCCAAGAACUGAUUGUUAUCGGUGCCGGGAAGGUUUUGGUGGAGAUACUAGAUGUAGAGCAUGUGACAGUGCUUGCAAUACUGGAUUAGAAAGAUGUACUGGAUCAGGAUCUGGUGAUUGCUGUCUUGUAUUCUUACCUAAUGGAGAGUGUAGUGAUGAUUGCUCAUCCUUUGGUGUGGGUUAUGUUGCUAGUGAAGACACUGAUUAUAAAUGCAUUUGUAAUUUAACCUGUGCUCUUGGUCAUUCACCAAACAGCAACUGCACUGAAUGUAUAUUCAAUGAUAUUUGUGAUAUUAGCAAUCCUUGUUUGAAUGGAGGAGAGUGUACAUCAUUUAGUGGCAUGAACAAUUAUACAUGUAACUGUACAGGAACUGGAUAUCAGGGGAUGAACUGCUCAGAUAUAACGUAUUCAACAUCUUCAAUACAAGGAAUGCCUCAACCUUCAUCAGUUACAUCAACUAGACCAACUUCUUCAUCUUCAGUUGUUUCCACAACAACAAGAAUAAUGACAUCCUUCCCUACACGUCCUUCCUCCAUUUUCUCUCCAUCUCCCUCUUUCUCUCCCUCUCCUUGCAGAGCUGAUAAUUGUGGUGAAUGUGAACCAGAUUCUGUUUGUUGUGUCCAGUGCAAUGAUGGCUAUAAGAUAGACCAAGACGGUUGCUCAUGUGCUAUAUCAGACGGUCCUUUUGAUGCUACAUUGAUAAUAGUAAUAAUAGCAAUAGUGAUUGGUCUCCUGCUGCUACUGAUAAUAGGAGGAAUCAUUGCCUUUACUGUUUAUUCUUAUGCUACAAAAGGGAAAAGGAAAACUUUCCCUCUCAAAGAAAAAAUAGGAUGGCAAAAGAAGCCACAAAUAGUUUGAAAAGACUUUGCAAUGUUGCUAUACAUGUACAUGUUAAUUUAUCUUCUAAAAUUUGAUUAUAAUAAUAAUAAUCGAUUGUGCUAACAACAAAAGUGAUGAAAUGAUUAAUGAAAAGUGA
This is a messenger RNA of Amphimedon queenslandica, 1378 nucleotides long. RefSeq names its product neurogenic locus notch homolog protein 1-like. NCBI's taxonomy places the organism in Eukaryota, Metazoa, Porifera, Demospongiae, Haplosclerida, Niphatidae. The record is from RefSeq and is a predicted model, not a curated record. The coding region runs from base 49 to 1260 and encodes 403 amino acids. The transcript has 6 exons.